Molecule: messenger RNA, 2889 nt
Organism: Xenia sp. Carnegie-2017
Lineage: Eukaryota; Metazoa; Cnidaria; Anthozoa; Malacalcyonacea; Xeniidae
Exons: 8
Coding region: 306-2192 (628 amino acids)
Molecular function (GO): carbohydrate binding; protein binding
Source: RefSeq, a predicted model, not a curated record
GUAAAUAUUGCUCACAUCCGCAUUUGAGUAAAUAACGAUAUCAAAAAAGAGUAGGAGAGCGGUUUCUGUGAACUUGAAUAAAGCAGAUUAAUGUAACAGCUGAAACGCGCGUGUGACAUUGCGUGGGCAAGAUGUAUUUAAAAUUGCAUAGACAAGGAUAUUGGUCCUUAGCGUAGCUAUACACUUCGUAAAUAUUGCUCACAUCCGCAUUUGUGGUGGCUUUCGAAUGAAAGGAGGAAGGUAUUACACUUUCUCAUAACAUUUUUAUUGAAACAUUGUGAAAGCUGGAAGACAAUAUCACCUUAAUGACUAUGAGAUUCGAUCUGUUCUGGUUAGCAGUACUAGUGGGAAGUAUCUUUGCUUGUUUGAUACAAGAGACAAAUGGAUUUUUUAUCAAACAUGUUCAAUCAGGAAAGUGUAUUAAUGAUACGGGGAUGACGCUUUUUGGGAAUUUUUAUGGUAUUGGUUACUAUCUUAACCUUACUAACAACUGUUUUGACCCAACAACUCAGUUUAAAUUUCAUCAAUCUGGCUCCAUAUUAAAACCGAAUAGACAAGGUUGUCUUGUGGGAGAUAGACAAAGAGAAGAUUUGUUUUUGAUAUACGAAAACAAAGGUAACAUUGCUGCUGCAUGCAAUGACGCAAACGCCUUAACCCAAACUUUUCAAGGUGGAAUAUUUACUUCCGACUUUAAUAAAUGUGCAGUACCUCCAGGAUAUAUUAAACGUCAUGUCUACAUGGGAAUAGCUAAAUGUAAUAAUGAAGAAGAUCAGCAAUUUCAUUUUGGUGCAGUGACACGUGCUGGACAAAAGAUAGCCGACGCUAGUUGCUCGAAUAAUCAAUUUAUGGUAAUAAAAGUUGCAGAAUAUCGUGGAUUGAGAAAAGGAAGCAUUUGUAAUUCAAGUCUUGAUUACAAUUGUAGUGUCGAUGUAACAUGUGACCUUAAAAAAUAUUGUGAUGGUGAAAGAGAAUGUACGAUAACUGUUGAUGAUAAUCAUUUUCCUUCGAAUAUUUGUCCUGGUUUGGAGAAAUAUCUUUACUUUGAAUAUCAAUGUAACGACACAAGUAUGCCAUACAGAAAAAUUGGUCAUCUACCUGAUGGUCCUCCUUUGAAUGUCACAAUCUACGCAAUCGGCAAUACAUCAUUGUUUGUCACGUGGAAGCCACCUGAUGUAACCAAAAGGAACGGAAAGAUAGUCAGUUACACUGUUUGUAUUAAACAAUGUGGGGGUGACACAUGUUCAAAAACCUAUACUACUGAGGAACAACAUUUGGAAAUAAAUCAUUUAAAACCAGCGACAAAAUAUUGUGUGCGCGUUUUAGCGUCUACGAAAGUGGGUCCUGGAAUUUACAGCAAAUUGAAGUGGACGUUCUCAAACGGACUUGCACCGGAACAGCCCAGAAUUCAGACAGCGUAUUCACUGACUUAUUUGUUGCGAAUCCCCUCGAUAAAAUAUCAAUAUUUUUAUGUGGUAGCAAUGGAGCAUGACAAAAAAGAAAGUCGGUUGCCUUCAGAAUUAAAAAAUGAUGACUUAGUGAGUUACUCUGAGGCCAUAUCAUCCGCACAACCAAAGCCUUAUAUUGCUGCAGUAAUUUUUCCCAUUAGAAAAAACACGUCAUUGUUCACACUCGGUGAUGUCGCAAACACAGUUGUUACAAGAAGACGCCGCUCUGAUGGUAGAAAACACCAAAAUGGCCCUCUGAAGCCAGGCACUAGUUACAAAAUUUUCCAGCGAGUUUUCGUAGAUGAUCAGGUAAGCAGUGAGAUGUUUCAGGUUUCUUUUUAUUCUACUGACUGGAGUCCUCCAGCAAAAACACUACAAAACACAGACAUCCCAGCCACGACAAAAUGGUACAUCAUUUUGGUUGCCGUCAUUUCAGGAAUCAUUCUCAUCAUUGUUUCCUGUUCAAUUAUUCUACUUUAUCGUCGACGUUUUGUAUUGAACAACAAAAGUAAACAAAAUGAACAACUUCAGUCCCCUGGUGUAGAGAGCACAGACGUAAACAAUGGAGCCUAUGAAGAAAUGAAGUUAUCCGACAUAUCUAAAAGAAACGAUAAUGAGGCUUUGACAGACCGUGAUGACUUAAAUUAUCAAAAAUUAGACGUAUCAAAAAUGGACAGGGAAGAAAAUUAUCAGUCUUUAAUGGAUAUGCCUUACGUCAAUAUCAAAGAUAAAACGUAUCAAGACUGAAGAAAGUUCACAUAUAUACCAUUUCUCAUGUAAUGAAUGAAAAAUAAUAAAAGUGAACUUUUAUAUGGCAUGUAACUUAUGUUAAGUGUCAAAGACAUGUAUCACCAGCUUUAAAAUUAACGAAGGUCUCAUGUUCCACUGUUCUAAAAAGCCAAGCUAGCAUUUACAAAAAUGGCACGUUAUUUUCGCUACGCUAACUCCAGCAAUUGCUCUCUUUUCUUAAUCUUUUUACUAUCUAUAGAAGCGAUAGAGUUAAUGAAGAAUCAGCUUUGUCAAACAUGAAUUAAGAAGAUGAUAAUGUCAGAUAAUGAGUCAUUAACAGUCACUGCUGAUUCAAGGUAUUAAGAAAUUGACGUAUCGAAAAUGAAUACAGAAGAUGAUUAUCAAUCGUUAAUGGAGGAUGAUAAUGAUUUGUCUUAUGUAAAUGUGAAAAAAAUUGAUGACAAUAAAUGGUGAAAUGCAUUAGACAGAUAUACCAUCAACAAAGACAUAAGAUGAGGAAGGAAAGUGAAAUGACAAAGAAUGGAUUUAAAUGAGAGAAUUUUUUAGUUUAUAGUGUAUCAAAACAAUUAUUUUUGCUAAUUCGUUUACGAUGUUCAUUCUAUGGUGUGAACCUCAACAGAAUCGGAGGAAUUUAUUAAUUACAUAUGUAAUGAAGAUGUAUUAAAAGAUGCUUUUAAAAGAACAAGAAAAAAAA